GUUCAACAUUCAUGGCGAGGGACAAAGUUUGAUAAAGAACCCUCAACAACAUGCGCGCUUGAAGAGUCAUCUUUAUGAGUGUGCAACAAAAAUGGUGGCCCGUACGUGGAUUAACAGCUGUGAGUGACGACCCCCCCCCAACGUGGUGAGACGACAGCACGGGCAAGAUGGAGCUGGAAGAGUUGGCCGAGGCCGUGUCACAGAAGCUAUGGCUACUACAACUCACGCAGCUCAAGGAGGUUGGUGCUGAAGUAAAAAUCCAAAGUGGAGGGGUCAUGAGCAAAAGACUGUUAAUCAAAAUAAUUUCAGAAACAAUGGACAAUGUGAUUGAUGAUGAAGAUGAGGAAGCGGCUAAGGCUUUUCUAUGGAAAUUGCUGCUCUUAGCCCAGGAGAAGUUAGAUAAUCUUGAAAGCCUUGUAAUCGAGAUAAAGCCGGAGAGAGUAGAAACAGUCAGUCCUGCACUACUUAAGGAGGAGAGCGUAGCUGAAUUAGCUGAAAAGAAUGCACAGCUCCAAGAGGAAAAUAGGAGACUGAAAAUGAACAUCACAGCUUCGGGUCAGGUGUUCGCUCCUCAAAAUGCACUGUCUGCAGCAACAGCUAGCAGGCUCCCAGAAGUGACAAUAAGGAAGGAGUUCAAAAUAUCAGGUCAGAUCGGAGAAAAAGGGCAAAAAGACAGGCUUUCAUACGUCAACCUGAUGCACCAAAUAGACAGGGGCCUGAAUAAAAGACACAGCGAAGCUGAAGUGACGGAGGCGGUGAUCAGGUCCAUCAGUCCAGGAUUGAGUCUCCGGGAUAUGCUGGAGAUAAAGAGAGACCUGACCCUCCCCCAGUUAAAGACAAUGCUCAGGGCACACUUCAAAGAGGACAGCUCGACCGAUCUGUACGACAGACUCAAAAAUCUAACCCAGGACGCCAAAGAGUCACCCCAGAAAUUUCUCUUCGGGGCAAUAGAGAUAAAGGAGAGGCUGCUAGCUGCGUCACAAGAAGUCGGGUCUGAGGAGCAGUACAGUCCCGAGCUUAUCCAGAGGAAGUUUUUGAGGUCAAUUAGCACAGGUCUGAGCAGUGACCAUCUCAAAUUCCAGCUCAAGUCAUAUCUGGAUGAUGAGCAAGUGACAGAUGAAGUACUCAUUGACAGGAUGAAUAAAGCCGCUAGUGUUGUGGAGGAGAGACAGUCUAAGCAGAGGAAGAGCCUAGGUGGCAAGAUAGCAAAGGUCAACAAACUCCAGACAGAGCCUCAGACUAGUCAGCAUGGUCAAGAUGCAGGUGAGGAGAGAGUGAGGGUUCAGGAACAGUCCGCCGAGGUGGUAAAGCAGAAGAACCGUAAACCACCACCACCAGCCAGCAGUCCAAGAGAGUCAGAUUUCAGGGAAGAUCUCAGACUUCUUAGAGAAGAGGUAGCUGAAAUCAGGAAGAGCCUCACCAACCCUCCCCCUCAGUAUCGCCAAGCAAAACCAGGUGGCAGGAGAGCAUGUACAGCCUGUCAGCAGCAGGGAACAGCUGAGCAGUGUAGACAUUGUUUUAAGUGCGGACAAACAGGACAUUUGUCUCGGGGUUGUUUAGUACAAAAGAGGCCGGCAGCGAACCCUGAUAGUGCAAAAGUAACCAUUGAGACCAACAUCCCACCAACAUCACCUGUAUCAAGCCAAUCUGCAACAGCAGAGGAGAUGCACAAGCUCCUACGUAACCGCAUCCGGCAGCUAGAGAUGGAAGUGGAGAGGAACAUGAAAACAGGGUCGACUGAGGUUGCCACCUAUGCCAGCCACCUCUCACUACCCCGUCAAGCCAAACUGACUGCUCUUAUUGGCAAGAAGUGCAUGGUGGACUGUUCCUUGGAGGGAGUGGCAACGCAAGCGCUAUGGGAUACGGGUUCCCAAGUCACGAUUAUCAAUGAGAAGUGGAGAAAGUCCCACCUCCCACACAUCCAGCUGAGGAGCACUGAUGAGAUCCUGGGUGAGAACGGAACCAUAGUUGGGAGAGCAGUGAAUGAUACGCCGAUCCCAUUUGCGGGCUGGGUGGAGCUCCAGUUCAAGUUGAGAGCAGACGGGAGUCCUCAGCCAGAGUUACUUGUACCGGUACUGGUCUCCAGUGAGCCAGGGGUGGCAGAACUGCCAAUCAUUGGCUACAACGUGAUAGAGCACCUGGUGAUGGAUGGGAUGGAGCAGCAUCCAGAGGUUACCCCACGGGUGGUCAGAGAAGCCUUCUUCAUAGACUGUAACAGAGCAAGUGUGUUGAUCCGUCUGGUGCAGAGCUGUGACCACAAUGAGAAGGAAGGCAUCGUGAGAGUGGCGAGGCAAAAGACAGUGAUCCCGGCAGGGCAGACUAGGGAAGUUACGUGUAGUGUGAGAACAGGGCCCCUAUCCACAAAACAAGAAGUUUUGGAUGAACGCCACGACGCACCGGUGGAUUGCUGAGCUGGCGGAUUUCAACUUCACGAUCAAGUACCGACUGGGAAAAGUGAAUGGAGAUGCGGAUGGGCUAUCCAGGAUGCCCCUGGACAUGGAGCGCUACAUGCAAACAUGUUCGCAGGAGAUGGAGCCAGACGUAAUUACAGCAGUCACGCAGAGCCUCCAAGUGAAAUCACAUGAAUGGGAGCCCUGGAUGUGCCCAAUCACAAUCAUGUCCGCCUGUAAUGAACCUCAGAAUGAUCGAGUAACCUCCACAGUUAAACAGCUUCCCCUAGAAGACAUUAAAAAAACACAGGAAAAUGACCCAGUCAUCGGAAGGGUAAGA
Anguilla anguilla (European eel) is the source of this 2730-nucleotide messenger RNA. RefSeq lists its product as uncharacterized. Bases 168 to 2411 code for a protein of 747 amino acids. The record is from RefSeq and is a predicted model, not a curated record. NCBI's taxonomy places the organism in Eukaryota, Metazoa, Chordata, Actinopteri, Anguilliformes, Anguillidae. Gene Ontology annotation, biological process: proteolysis. Gene Ontology annotation, molecular function: zinc ion binding; aspartic-type endopeptidase activity; nucleic acid binding. The transcript has 2 exons.